CAAAGCAACUAAACCUUCCAAGUGGCAACAAAUUUUCACCGCCACACCAUACACAACCUCUAGUCACUGAUUCUCCGAUCACUUUCUUUUGCUAUUCCACAAAACGACCGUGAAUUUUUCGGUAAUUACAAAUCUGCCACCGCUCCGAUUCACAAAAUAAGCAACCACGAUCUUAUGCGAUUGAAAAUUACUAGUUUCUUAAAACUUCGAAUUUGAUGGUAACUUUUGAGGGAAUGGAACAGCAGAGAAGUUCCUCCGGUGGUGCGUCGCUGAGCCCCAGAUCGCCGUCGUCAUCGCAACCGUUUCUCUCCGUUUCUGUCACGGAUCCCGUUAAACUCGGCAAUGGCGUUCAGUCUUAUAUCUCUUACCGCGUCAUUACCAAAACAAAUUUUCAGGAAUACCAGGCACCUGAGAAGAUUGUCAUCCGGCGUUACAGUGACUUUGUUUGGUUACGUGAUCGCCUUUUUGAGAAGUACAAAGGCAUUUUCAUUCCUCCUCUUCCAGAGAAAAGUGCUGUAGAGAAAUUCCGUUUCAGUGCGGAGUUUAUUGAAAUGAGGCGACAGGCAUUGGAUGUAUUUGUAAAUAGAAUAGCGUCGCAUCAUGAACUUCAACAAAGUGAGGAUCUGAGGACGUUUUUGCAGGCAGAGGAAGAGACAAUGGAAAGGUUAAGGUCCCACGAGGCUGGCAUAUUCAAGAAGCCAUCUGAUUUAAUGCAGAUUUUUAAGGAUGUGCAAUCAAAAGUGAGUGAUGUUGUCCUUGGGAAGGAGAAGCCAGUGGAAGAAUCUGAUGCUGAAUAUGAGAAGCUAAAACAUUACAUUUUUGAACUAGAAAAUCACUUGGGUGAAGCUCAAAAGCAUGCAUAUCGUCUUGUGAAGAGGCACAGAGAGUUGGGACAAUCAUUGUCGGAUUUUGGAAAAGCCGUGAAACUUCUAGGUGCUUCUGAAGGAAAUGCACUUGGGAAAGCAUUCUCUGAACUUGGGGUAAAGUCAGAGAUUUUAUCAAUCAAGCUGCAAAAGGAGGCACAUCAGCUCUUGAUGAGUUUUGAAGAACCUUUGAAAGAUUAUGUCCGUGCUGUACAAUCUAUUAAGGCAACAAUAGCAGAGAGGGCAAAUGCCUUCAGGAGGCAAUGUGAAUUGGCUGAAACAAUGAAGCUGAAGGAGAUUAAUCUUGACAAACUCAUGUUGAUUCGCUCUGAUAAAGUGGGAGAAGCUGAGCGAGAAUUUCAUGAGUUGAAGGCAGAGAGUGAACAAGCAACAAAGACAUUUGAGACAAUUGUGAAACUGAUGAAUGAAGAAAUAGGGCGUUUUCAGGAACAGAAAACAUUAGAUAUGGGGAUAGCUUUCCACGAAUUUGCUAAAGGUCAGGCACGCCUAGCAAAUGGUAUUGCAGAUGCGUGGCGGAGUUUGCUUCCUAAACUAGAGGCAUGUUCCUCUUCGUAGUGAAACUCUUUGUAAUAGGGGCUUACCAGAGUUCCAUGCUGCUUCAAAUUAUGUUGUACAAGAUGUGAUUUUGUCACCACUUUGAUUUUGUACAAAGUCUUAAAACAAUUGAAAUGCCAUAUUUAAAUUACCUUUGAUUUUCCA
Molecule: messenger RNA, 1583 nt
Organism: Lathyrus oleraceus (garden pea)
Lineage: Eukaryota; Viridiplantae; Streptophyta; Magnoliopsida; Fabales; Fabaceae
Product: sorting nexin 1
Exons: 10
Coding region: 216-1439 (407 amino acids)
Cellular component (GO): endosome
Molecular function (GO): phosphatidylinositol binding
Source: RefSeq, a predicted model, not a curated record